Molecule: messenger RNA, 3773 nt
Organism: Antrostomus carolinensis (chuck-will's-widow)
Lineage: Eukaryota; Metazoa; Chordata; Aves; Caprimulgiformes; Caprimulgidae
Gene: EPB41L3
Product: erythrocyte membrane protein band 4.1 like 3
Exons: 20
Coding region: 442-2904 (820 amino acids)
Biological process (GO): cortical actin cytoskeleton organization; actomyosin structure organization
Cellular component (GO): plasma membrane; cytoskeleton
Molecular function (GO): actin binding; structural molecule activity
Source: RefSeq, a predicted model, not a curated record
UCCAGAGGUCAAGUGCUAUUCGACAAAGUGUGUGAGCAUCUGAACCUUUUGGAAAAAGACUACUUUGGACUAACAUACAGAGACACAGAAAAUCAAAAGAAUUGGUUGGACCCUGCCAAGGAAAUCAAGAAGCAGAUCCGAAGUGGUGCUUGGCAGUUUGCAUUUAAUGUGAAAUUCUACCCUCCAGACCCUGCCCAGCUAUCUGAAGAUAUUACCAGGUACUACCUCUGCUUGCAGCUGAGAGAUGACAUCGUCUCGGGUCGGCUGCCCUGCUCAUUCGUCACGCUGGCCCUGCUGGGCUCCUACACUGUGCAGUCGGAGCUCGGCGACUACGACCCCGACGAGUAUGGCAGUGACUAUGUCAGCGAAUUCCGUUUUGCGCCGAAUCACACUAAAGAGCUGGAGGAUAAAGUGAUCGAGCUGCACAAGAGCCACAGGGGAAUGACACCUGCAGAGGCUGAGAUGCAUUUCCUGGAGAAUGCCAAAAAACUAUCAAUGUAUGGAGUAGAUCUCCAUCAUGCCAAGGAUUCUGAAGGAGUGGAAAUCAUGCUAGGAGUUUGUGCAAGUGGUCUCUUAAUAUAUCGAGACAGACUGAGAAUAAAUAGAUUUGCCUGGCCAAAGGUUCUGAAAAUUUCCUACAAGAGGAAUAACUUCUACAUCAAAAUCCGACCAGGGGAGUUUGAGCAGUUUGAAAGCACUAUUGGGUUUAAGUUGCCAAAUCAUCGUGCUGCAAAGCGCUUAUGGAAAGUGUGUGUUGAGCACCAUACAUUUUUCAGGCUCCUGCUGCCAGAAGCACCUCCAAAGAAGUUCCUGACGCUGGGCUCCAAGUUCCGCUACAGUGGUCGGACACAGGCCCAGACGAGACGAGCCAGUGCCCUCAUUGACCGUCCUGCACCUUACUUUGAGCGCUCUUCUAGUAAACGUUACACUAUGUCUCGCAGCUUAGAUGGGGAGGUUGGUACUGGCCAGUACGCCACAACAAAGGGCAUCUCUCAGACCAACUUGAUAACCACUGUGACUCCAGAGAAAAAGGCAGAAGAAGAGAAAGAUGAUGAAGAAGGCAAAAAGAAAAGAGAAGAGGAAGUCACCCCGGUCUCGGCAAUACGCCAUGACACCAAGCCAUCUUUGCUUGGCACUGAGUCCCGCCACCCCUCGCCACCCUCGCAGCCUGGCCCCCAUGCAUCUUCAGCCAAGCUUCGCAGGAGAUGCAAGGAGAGUGCUCGAACAAAGUCGUUCAGUUGUGAGGCACCCAACGAGAGCCCUGCAAAGCACGGCGAGCUGGAGCCGGGCUCUGACAGAAAGGGGCGAGUUUGCUCCACCGAGCAAGACGUGGCUUUCGGCUAUAAGCAAAAAGCCGGCAAAGGUGGAACGCUGUUUUCCUUCUCCUUGCAACUUCCAGAGUCAUUUCCUUCCCUCCUGGAUGACGACGGCUACCUGUCGCUCCCUAACCUCUCUGAAACCAACCUGCUGCCUGCCAGCGUGCAGCACUACCUCCCCAUCCGCUCCCCCUCCCUGGUGCCUUGCUUCCUCUUCAUUUUUUUCUUUCUGCUCUCUGCCUCUUUCUCAGUGCCAUACGCCCUCACUCUCUCCUUUCCUCUGGCUAUGUGCCUCUGCUACCUGGAGCCCAAGGCGGCCUCCUUGAGUGCCUCACUUGCCAAUGACCUGAGUGACAGUUCAGAGGAAGAGACUGACAGUGAGCAGACGGAUACUGCAGCUGAUGGUGAGACCACUGCCACCGAGUCGGAUCAAGAGGAGGAUGGAGAUCUAAAGGCACAGGACCUAGACAAAACCCAGGAAGAUCUGAUGAAACAUCAGACCAAUAUAAGUGAGCUGAAACGCACCUUCCUGGAGACCUCCACAGAAACGGCUGUGUCUAACGAGUGGGAGAAGAGGCUUUCCACAUCUCCCGUUCGGCUUGCAGCAAGGCAGGAGGAAGCUCCUAUGAUUGAACCACUAGUGCCUGAAGAGACUAAACAGUCCACCGGUGAAAAAACCUUGGAUGGUUCAGAUAUCUUCAGUUUAAUAGAGUCUGCCAGAAAACCGACUGAGUUCAUAGGAGGGGUUACUUCUACUUCUCAUAGCUGGGCUCAGAGAAUAGACACGACGACAUCUCAGGAGAUAACUUCCAGUGAAAUGAAGCAAGCAGUUCAGCCACAUCAGGAGACAGUGAAGAAGGUUGUACAGGAGACUGUCGUUAUGGAGGAGAGACGCGGCAUGAGUGUGCAUGCGAGCGGGGAUCCUGUGAAAGUGGCUGGACUUGCGCUGGAUGCCCAGGCUGAGGCAGCAUCUGGCGUGGCUGCUGGCCUGAAAGGGAAGGAGGGAUCUGCUGGGACUGAGGGGGCCAAGGAGGAGAAAAGGGAGGAGGCUGGGAAAGCCCCAGCCAAACAGGAAGGAGUCGCUGCUGCUUCCCGUGAGCAAGCGGAGGAGCGCGGUACAACAGUCCACCUUUCAGAGUCUUUGGAAAGAAAACCUCAUUUUGAGUCGCCAGUUGUGAAGACUGAGACUAUUAGUUUCAGUAGUGUUUCCGCUGGUGGGGAAAACCUUGAAAUUUCAACAAAGGAAGUGCCAGUAGUCCAUACAGAAACUAAAACCAUUACGUAUGAGUCUUCUCAGGUGGAUUGCAGUGCUGACUCAGAACCAGGCGUAUUGAUGAGUGCACAAACUAUCACAUCUGAAACCACCAGCACUACAACCACUACACAUAUCACCAAAACUGUGAAAGGAGGCAUCUCAGAGACAAGAAUUGAAAAACGAAUAGUCAUCACAGGAGAUGCAGAUAUUGAUCAUGAUCAGGCGCUGGCUCAGGCAAUUAAAGAAGCCAAAGAGCAGCACCCUGACAUGUCAGUGACCAAAGUAGUGGUACAUAAAGAGACAGAAAUCACACCAGAAGAUGGGGAGGAUUGACCACAGGAAUAACCUAGGUUGCAUAUGAAUCCAGACAUGCACACCAGUAGGAAUGCGAGAGCCUAUACGGAGUCUCAGUUCCAACCCGACUGACUUGUAUCUGUCUAUGGAAAAUUUCAGUACAGAAGAAUUGACCUUGACCGUUAAUAAAGAAACUGGCAGAGAAACCUUCCCAUAGAAAGCAAUCUGAAUCAGCAGCAGUUAAACAAUAUUGCAUGAAGCAAUGAUAAAAUUACAGAAAAGCAGCAUUUUUAAUUUUCUUAAAAUGUCUAAGUUUUCAGCUAUACCUGCACGUUCAUAAACAAUAUAAACAGUGAUCUCAUGUAACACAUAAACAGUUCAUGCCUUUCACAGUUUAUGAAAGUCUAAACAAAUUAAAAUCUGUUUAGGUGGCAAGCCUUUUGUUUACAGAUAUUGUAAAUGAAGAUUACCCCCCAAAUGCUAAAAGCUGUAUAGGUACUGUGUAUAAUGUUUUACCACACAUUAGAUGUGCCAAUAACACAGUUUAUUCAGUAAACAACUUGAAUCUUAUAUUUGUUUCAUCUGGUUUUAUUACUGCCCGAUAAACAAUGAUGAAUCUUUACUCUUAUCAAAAUAUUUAAAUGCUUACAAAGUGUGCUUUGUAUACCUGACUGAAUACCUUAUGAGGUAGUAAUGAUUUUAGAAUAUUAACUUUAAUGAUUUUAGUCAGCAUUGUUCAGAGUCAGCUUCCAGUCACCCUUCACAGAGCCUAACCUUGUAAAUUAUAUGUAGUUAUUUUGGAGAAGAAAAUCUGUAUUUUACUUAGUUUGCAGCAUUAGAAAAUUAUUAAUCUGAAAUAACCGUGAUGGUUUUCUAUUGAUUUCCCUUUCGUUCUCAGAGGAAAAAAA